CACAGACUGGGUCAUUGCCCCAAGCGCAAAGAUGAAACCUCCUGAAAUGAAUUUACAAUAAAAAUGCCCUCAUUGUCAUUGUCAUUCAGCUGAGCCUCCAUUCCUCGCUAGCAAAGUAGUAGUAUUAGAUUUAGAGCAGAAACAAAAGAGAGCAAGGAAGGACGUUCCACAUUCAAGCUAUUAUGCGCUGGAGUUGGUUCACCGAUCAUUUCUUUAAUAAAAGAAAGCAAAGAGAGAGAGCGUUUUAUGAGAAUGGAAGCCUGUUACUUGAGAAGUUGAUUGCCUCUUGCAAUGCCAAGCCUAUUCCCAUCCCUACCUUCUCCGCUCAACAGCUCUGCCAAGCAACCAACAACUUUUCUUCUGAAAAGCUAGUAAUGGGGUUCUCUUUUUGGUACAAGGGUUCUCUCGAAGGACGAAUUGUUCUCGUUAAGGGUUCUUUUGUUCGCAAUGCCAAGCUUAUUCCCAUCUAUACCAUCUCCCCUCAAGAACUCCGCCAAGCAACCAACAAUUAUCCUGCUCAACAUCAGGAAUUUUAUUGGUACAAAGGUUCUCUUGAAGGACGAAUUGUUCUCAUUAAGCAUUUAGAUAAUUUGGCCUAUAUAGCCAUCAAUGAUUUAGUGAUUUCUGCACAAAUGAGUGGUCACAGCAAUGUAUUAAAGCCCAUAGGUUGUUGUCUCCACACUCGAAUUCCCAUUUUGGUGUUUGAAUUUGCCGCCAAUGGUUUACUUGCAGAUCGAAUUUAUGUCUCCCGUGUUACUGAACUACAACAUGAGCCGAUGGUGUGGGAGAGAAGGUUAAAGAUUGCAAGGCAGAUUGCUCAUGCUCUUUCUUAUCUCCAUACUGCCUUCACUAGACCUGUCAUCUACAUGGCUACGGAUCUGCAUAGUAUCUUAUUAGAUGAACAUGAUGUUCCUAAAUUUUCUGGCUUUUAUUUUUCUGUAUCAAUUCCCGAAGGUAGUUGCAUAAACGAGAUUGUGGACCCUGCAAUCUUGGCUGAAGAUGGGGAAGGAUGUGCUAGUUUUGAGCAUCAAUUACAAGCGGUGGUGGACCUUGGCUUGGCAUGUACAGAGGAAGAUCCACAAAGAAGGCCAACCAUGGUUGAUGUCACCAAACAUCUCAGGCGAAUUGAGAGGCAUGACAACAAACAAAAUUUACUCACUUGA
Messenger RNA from Quercus lobata, 1163 nucleotides. Its product is annotated as non-functional pseudokinase ZED1-like. Gene Ontology annotation, cellular component: plasma membrane. The transcript has 4 exons. Gene Ontology annotation, biological process: cell surface receptor signaling pathway; protein phosphorylation. Gene Ontology annotation, molecular function: ATP binding; protein serine/threonine kinase activity. Lineage: Eukaryota; Viridiplantae; Streptophyta; Magnoliopsida; Fagales; Fagaceae. The record is from RefSeq and is a predicted model, not a curated record. Bases 183 to 1163 code for a protein of 326 amino acids.